UUGCACAUGACCCAGACGUACGACAAAAGGAAAGGGGGAAGGAAGAACAGGGCGCCGAGCAGACUCAGCGAGGUGAUCGCCGCGGUGUUCCCCGUGGUGUUUGUCUCUGUUCUUGCGUUUGUCGCGCCGCUCCUCUUCUCGUGCAAGGUGCGACAGGACCACGUGGAGGGUAAGUCGUCGGCGGACAUGCCGCUCGGCAUCGGACACGAGGUUGACCACAGGAUGUUCGUGAGGUUCACGUGCCAGCAGGGCCAGUACAACGACCUCGCGUCCCUUUUGUUGCCGUCGCUGUCCGGAAGCUAUCACAGCACCCUGACGCACCUCUACAGUCGAGACGCGGACGAGGGGGCGUACUCGGACGCGUCGUUGGUUGUCCUCGCGGCGUGCUACUACGUCUUCCCCCUGUUCAUCAUAGGAUGCUCGUUCCCUUUCGGGCUUUUCGUGCCCAACAUGGUGUUCGGGUCCGCGGCUGGGCACCUGUUUGGACGGAUGGUGAAUCGCGCGCCUUGGCUGGUUGGCACGAGGGUCGCUCACCCGACUGUGUACGCCGUGCUCGGCGCGGGCGCGGCGCUCGGCGGUUGGACCCGCAUGGCGAUCGCAAUCUCCGCCAUCAUGCUCGAGCAAACGGGUAACACCGAUUCUCUCAUUCUCAUGAUGGUGGCGGUGCUGUCCUCGAGGCUUGUGGGCGCAGUGCUGACCCCGAACUCGUUCACCGACGAGGUCAUCAAGCAGAAGAACUACGAGGUUCUGGAGCCCAGGGAGCCGAAGAUCAUGUCCACCCUCUCCGCCGGAGCUGUGUGCGCCAGGGACGUCGUCUGUUUAAGGCCCGUGGAAGACGUCGCCAGCAUCGUCCGGGUGCUCAUGCACACCACCCACACGGCGUUUCCGGUGUGUCAGCCUGCCGGCGGUUCAAACGAACGUUUUUACGACCCGGAGCGUAGGGGAUCAAAACAGGACCCGGUGUGGCGAGUGGAGACGGGGUCGCACGAGCCCGAGCCCGAGCUUCUCGGACUGGUCACUAGGGCCACGCUGCUCGACCUGUUGGAGGAGAUGGUCAACAGUAGGAGAAGAUCGGAGCGCACGGCGCCCCAUCUGAGGGUUCCCGCGUCUGUCAUGGACCAGCACGUCAACUUUUUGGGAACUGGGAUGAUGAUUGGAGCGGAUGAGCUCGGGACCGUCCCGGCGCACGUCCCGGCGUCCAGGGUGUACAGGAUGUUUUCACUCAUGGGCGUCCGCAGGGUGAUCGUGGUUCAGAGCGGCGGAGGCAACAGGCUCGGCGGUGUCAUCACUCGCAGGGAUCUGCUCGACGCGAUUGAGGAGGAGGAGGACCUCCGCGACGGUGGCGCUGCGCGGGAGUUGCGGCAGAAGCGCGAGAGGGGAGGCGGAAGCGGACCGAGGCAACGUCGUCGUCCGGCUGGAGACGGUGCGCAGGGUGGCGCACUGUUGACGCCCAGGCCGCGAGCGUCGUGGGCCUCCGGAUGGGACGACUCACGCACGGGAAGGAGCCUCCCGGCGACUGUAGAACAUUGAAACUAGGUUUAAGACUCGCUAUAUUAUU
Molecule: messenger RNA, 1558 nt
Organism: Micromonas commoda
Lineage: Eukaryota; Viridiplantae; Chlorophyta; Mamiellophyceae; Mamiellales; Mamiellaceae
Product: chloride Carrier/Channel family
Exons: 1
Coding region: 7-1530 (507 amino acids)
Biological process (GO): transmembrane transport; chloride transport
Cellular component (GO): intracellular membrane-bounded organelle; membrane
Molecular function (GO): voltage-gated chloride channel activity
Source: RefSeq, a predicted model, not a curated record